Messenger RNA from Strongyloides ratti, 333 nucleotides. Its product is annotated as Domain of unknown function DUF148 domain-containing protein. The transcript has a single exon. The record is from RefSeq and is a predicted model, not a curated record. Lineage: Eukaryota; Metazoa; Nematoda; Chromadorea; Rhabditida; Strongyloididae. Bases 1 to 333 code for a protein of 110 amino acids.
AUGGAAGCUAUUGUUUUAAAUCAAACAUUAAGUCAAAAUGAAAUGUAUGCUAAACUAGAUGAUUGGGCAAAUUCUUUAGGAAAAGUUUUUAACUCUUUAUAUUUAUCAUACAAAAAUGCAUUUUUAGAGGCAAAAAAAGAACUUAAAGAAAAACAUAAUCUAAUGUUACAAUCUGAAACAGAUGAAAAUUAUAAAAAAGUUGAUCAAGAAAUUCAAUCUAUUGCUGAUGACUAUGAUAUGCCAAUUGGUAAAGUUAGAAGUGAAAUAAACAAAAUAAUCAGUAAUCAAACUGAAGAAAUGAAACAAAAACUGAAAGAAAAAUCUCCUUAUUAA